AUGCAGCUGCACCGGGGAUGGUCAGCGCACGUCUACCGGGCGGUAACAACUCCGUUCUUGCCGCGCACGCGCCCCUCCGAUGCCUUGAUGACCCCGACGGCGACGACAUCGUCCACCUCGUCCUCCAGCGACCCGGGGACCAGCAGCGGCUACGCCACCAGCAACGAGGGGCCCGGACCCGGCGGGCUCGAGGAUGGCGUGGGCACCGAGCUGACCAAGAAGGGCACCGUCCGCCAGAAGCGAUGGACUACCCGCGGCCGCACGGGCUGCCUCACUUGUCGCUCUCGACAUAUCAAAUGCGACGAGGCCAAGCCGUCUUGCCGCCGCUGCAUCAGCGGGCGCCGCGAGUGUCGCGGCUACGACUUUGGCAGCCCGGACGCAGUGCCAAUCGGCUUUCGGGACGGCUCGGGGGAAUACGCCGAGGGAGAUGACCAGGUGACCAGGGAUCAGAUCCAGGACGCCGUGGCGCGGCGCCGCUGCAUCGUCGAGCCGGAGCCGCCCGACUGGGAGUGCAUGGAGGCGGCGCGAUACUAUUGCGUCGUUGUGCUGCCGAGCAGCGACGAGCAGAUAAUGACUCCAUUCGUGGGCCUGCCGCCCUGUCACGGUCCAAACCGGCCCAUAUUCCUCCUCGACGUGAGCAGCCGCCGGAUAGCGGACGCGUCCAAGGCCCGCGGCAAGCUCGUCCGGGCCGGCGAGGAGGAUCCCCAGCUGGACGGGGCCUGGGCCGUCCACUCGCGCCAGAUGGUGCAGAUUCUCGACAUUGUCAACAAGGGCAUCGCGGACAAGAAGAUGCAGCUCAGCACCAAGCAGACUGUCCUCCGCCGGAUAUUCACGCUGCUGAUGUUUGAUCUCAUCGUGGAUGCGUCGGCGUGGCGCCCGCAUCUCCUUGGCUACCUGGCCUUGAUCCAGCACAUGGGCGGCGUUCGCGCAGUCAUGCGAUUAAAGAACGCCCAUGCAAACAACACUCAGUGGACGGUACUACUUAUGGCCAUUGCCGCCAAUUCGACUAGCCCGUCUGACCAACAAAUCCGUGGCUUCGAGGCAUACACAGACAAGGACGUCGAGUUUCUCUUCUCCCGCGACGUGAAUCCCGACCUGCCCUGCCCGGCGCCGCUCUUUGUCGUCCUCAAGAACCUGACCCAGCUCCGCGGCCGCAUCGCCGACGGCAGCUGCCCCAAGGCGGUCCUCGAACGCACGACGGCGUGGGACGACUGCUUUGACGAGCCAGUACCACCGCUUGCGUAG
Molecule: messenger RNA, 1245 nt
Organism: Akanthomyces muscarius
Lineage: Eukaryota; Fungi; Ascomycota; Sordariomycetes; Hypocreales; Cordycipitaceae
Exons: 7
Coding region: 1-1245 (414 amino acids)
Biological process (GO): regulation of DNA-templated transcription
Molecular function (GO): zinc ion binding; DNA-binding transcription factor activity, RNA polymerase II-specific
Source: RefSeq, a predicted model, not a curated record